CCCACACAGACAGACGCUUCAGGACGUGAAGGGUUUUCACUUUCCUCAGAAACAUCCACACAGUGUUGUGCAGUUGCUUUUGAAGCAGAGACACAUACUUGUUGCCUUUGUUGAAGUGUGUUACAGCCUCCACACCUCUGUGUGUGAAUGUGUCUGCAGGACGUCCUUGUAAAAGCUUUGUGUGGCUGCUUCUCAGGGAGUUCCUCCAUAAAGACUCAGUAAACCCCCCUGGAGACGCUGGGGGGGGGCAGCACUGAGUCGUCAGGAGGCUCAGAUUCUCUGCCCUCUGCAAACUGACUGGUUCUUCUGCUGGUCUCCACACAGAUCAUUACAGCAGACUCCACUUCCUGUUAAGCAAUCAGCACGUGUGGGAUCAGAUGACGGGCCUGCUGCUGGUUUAUCCGACCUUUGUGCUGCACGUCAUCGAGUCGUCCAGGGACGUUCUGCUCUCGGUUCUCAAGGAUCUCAGAGACAUGCAGCUGCAGACAGACGGGUGCCUGAUGGAGGCUGCAAAGGUGGUGUCCAUGGCUCAUGUCCCUCACAGCAGGACGUUCCAUCAGUGGAGCUACAAGGUGCUUGAUGCAGCUGAUGUGGACCCACUGAGUGAGGGGUUCGAGGAGGACGAGGACAGCACGGAGACGCUGGUUCGCAGUCUCCUGUCAGCUCUGCACCAACUGGCCGAGCACCUCAAGAUGCCCAAGAAGACUGUCCCUGGAUCAGUGCCGGGCACCGCUCCACAGCUGCUGGUCUCUCAGGAGCUUCCAGGGAAGCUGCUGUCUCGAGACGAGCUCCUGAGUCCAGAGGAGCAGCUGCAGACGUAUGACUCGCCCGUAAACAUCAGCUUGGGCUUCGGACAAGUGAACCGAAGCAGCAGCCUCAACACAGUUUAACCUUCUGGACUAAAGGUCAAAGGUGAUGGCUCCUCUCACAUGGAACACAAAGACACUGGACUUAUAAACCCUCAUCAGUUAAGAAACUAAAAAUAAUAAAAUGAGAGAAAUCAACAGGACGGGUUUAAACCAACACGUCACAACAAGAAGCACAGGAAACCCAAGUUAUAUAAAACGUUUUUAAUAGUUUGAACAUUCGGAUGAGGAUUAUCUUUUCUUCUUCUUUUAUCUUACACUCUGUUCCUCUUGGACACCGGGAGAUAACACGUCAGAGAAAAAAGACAUUUUCCUUUUCACCCCGAACGUUUCAGCUCCUCUACAGUUUGACACACAGAACUUUGAAGUCUUUAAAGAUUCCUCGAUCACUUAAAGUGUUCCCUUUUUGUUUUGGCCCCCGUUACUUGGAAGUUGAACUGAAGCAACUUGAAAAAGGAAAGAUGGGAGUUGUAGUUGCGAUGGCUGCAUGCGUGUACUCUAAAAGCAUGAAGAGUAAAAACUAACUCAUGUGCAGCCGGUGUUUUUAUUCCUCAUCGUCUGAUUUCAGUGUGAAUUCAUUAAAACAAGUUUUAAUUUCCUAA
Molecule: messenger RNA, 1468 nt
Organism: Platichthys flesus (European flounder)
Lineage: Eukaryota; Metazoa; Chordata; Actinopteri; Pleuronectiformes; Pleuronectidae
Product: testis-expressed protein 47
Exons: 6
Coding region: 378-890 (170 amino acids)
Source: RefSeq, a predicted model, not a curated record